AUGUUUGCACUUUCAAUUAUAGUCAUUUUGUUUUAAUAUUCAUCUCAAUAUUAAGACACAACCCAAUUAACUUUAGAAAAUCGUGUGGAUUAACCUUAAAUAGAAUAAACUUCAAAUACUAACAUUAUAAAUGAUAGUGAAGAUGAUGUAAAACAGGAACUCUCACAAAGUAAAAAUAAAUUUCUAAAUGGUGAAUAAAAUGUAAAUAAUCUUAUUCAUAUCUAAUUUGACAGAAUAUAUGAUGAAAUACAAAAAUUCCUUUCUUACUUUAUGAAUAAAAGAGAACUAGUUAUAGGUGCCCUUUUCAUUUUACUAGUAGGUUGUUUUAUUAAGAAUCUUUAUAAAAAAGGUAAUGUCAAGAAGGAAGUUAUUUAAAAUAAUGAGAGUUUAAAGCUUAUUAAUGAUUUAUAUGAUUAAUCUUGGAGAAAGAGAGUAAUAGAACCUUAAUUUUUACCUUUUGUUAGAGAAUAAGAAAAUGAGUAAUCUUUUAGGAAAGAAUAUUGUUAAAGGUAGAUAAAUUUCGAAGAAUGUAAUUCUUUUAUUCCAGUCAGAGGGGAUGGUAAUUGUUUUUAUACUGCUUUUGGUUAUUAAUUUCUUAAGAUUCUAAUAACAGUUUAUGAUGAUUAAUAAUUUCAAACAUUUGUUGAGAAAGCUAAAAAAAAAAUUAAAUUUAUGAUAAAUUAUGAAAAUUUUUAAAUUGAUGAAGAGUAGGGUUAAAUUCUUUCAAAGGAUUUUUUUUCAAGAAUAAUUAAUUUAAGAAAUAGUGAUGAUAAAAAUAAAUUAUUUGAUUAUUAUAAGAAUUAUGAAUACAUUAAUAAUGAAAACGAUGGAAUAUUUUAUGGUUUAGCAACAAUAUUUUUUAGAAAUUUGGCAAAUUAUGCUUUAGAAUUUAAUGAAUUAAAAGAAUGUGUUUAAGACAGAAAUAAUUUACUUAUUUGGGAAUUGGAAUGUAAUAGUAAUGAAAUAGUGAUUGAUUCAUUAUCUCAAUGCUUGAAAUUGUAAGAAAAAUAAAUUUAUAGCAUUUAGAUAAAUAUAAAUAUUACUUUCUCAGAAUUAGGAGAUAAUAAUAUAAUGUUAUGGUCAAGAGUAUAAAGAUAAAAUAAUGCUAUUAUUAAAACCUGGACAUUACAAUAUAGGAUUGAAAUUAUGA
This is a messenger RNA of Paramecium sonneborni, 1150 nucleotides long. NCBI's taxonomy places the organism in Eukaryota, Ciliophora, Oligohymenophorea, Peniculida, Parameciidae. The record is from the annotation of a GenBank genome assembly.